UGACCAAACAUUCAUCAACAGCGAUCGUCUCAAGCAGGUCUACCGGAGCUAGAACAUCAACGAUGCCACCGACAGACAAACCACAGCGAUACCCAGGGGAAUGUGACGAAACACACCCCGAAAUAUUCACUGUUGUUCCAAAACAGCCUACAGAGAAGAAACCAGGACAGUUGCCACAGCAUAUGAUUGACCAGUUUUUCAAAGAGGGCUAUGUUGUUGUGGACAAAUUUUUUGAUUGUGAAAAAGAACUGGAUCCAUGUCGUGCAGCAAUUAAAGAUAUGGUUGAUGGUUUGGCCAAUAAACUUUAUAAGGCUGGAAAAAUAAAACAAUUAUAUGAUGAAUAUGGAUUAUUUGAGCGAUUGACCCAUAUAGAAAGAGAGUUCCCAGGUGCCAAUAUACUUCUUCAUAAAGCAGGCCAACUGCCACAGCCCUUGAAGAAUUUAUGGACCAAUGAAAGAUUAUUAAAUGUGGUUGAACAACUGAUUGGGCCGGAAAUAUCAGGACAUCCAGUUUGGAAUCUUCGGACAAAAACUCCCCAGAAUGAAGCCACCACUGUUCCUUGGCAUCAAGAUUCUGCGUACCUGGAUAAUCGUUCCUAUAAAGUACUUCAACCAACAGCUUGGAUUCCAUUGUUAAAUGCUACUGAGCAAAAUGGUUGUAUGAGGGUUGCAGCAGGUGGACAUAAACUAGGGAAGGUUGCCCAACAUCAGUGUUGCUAUGGAGGAACUUGGUAUGUCAUGCUGGAAGAAGAAGAAAUGAAAAAAACACUUGGUGUUGAUUUAGAAAAAGAUAUAAAAUGUUGUCCAAUUCCAUAUGGGGGAAUGUUGUUGUUGAAUAACAUGAUACCCCAUCAUAGUUUGCCAAAUAUGUCCAAUGAAAUAAGAUGGAGUUUAGAUUUCCGCUGGCAGCAGACAGGGCCCUCACCAGGAUUUUAUGAUAUGAAAGAAACCAUUCCAAUGCAUACAGCUAAAAACCCAGACUUUAAAAUGGAUUGGUCAGCAUUCGAUGGUGUUGAUCGUCAUAUCAUAGCAGCUGAACUAAUUAAAGAAGAUGGGCAAAAGGGUCAAGAUGAAUUUGAUGUAACCAUACAAGGUCCAUGGAUGAAAAAAUGGGAACUGGUCCACAUGAACCAUCAUACAGAUAAACUAUUGGAUGAACAAACAAUGACCACAUGGCAUAAGGCUUAAUAAUGAUGACUACUUUAUAUGGAAAACGGUCUAAUGAUGCUGACUACAUUAUUAUUUAUUUUACGAGGGACUUUUUUUUAUUAUUUUUAGAAUUGUUUUAGAUUUAAUUCUGUAAUGAUAGAAUAUAUUAAUUAACAUUACAUGUGUUUUUACUAAUCGUUUAAUAAUUCUACGGACGAGUGCUGAGAGGUUUGUUUUCUAAUUGUUUUUGGAGCAGGAACUGGUCCGCAAGGCCUACUCUUCUGCUUGUUCUUCUUUUUCUUGAGUGACUGUCUUCGUACAUAUCUAAGAUACUUCCAAUGCAAGUACAAUCAACAUAAAACUUGACAUACUUGUUCCUUGGACAAUUGCACAUCAUUUUUUUGUUUUUAUGAUGUCAUAAUUCCAAGAUGGCUGCAAUGAUGUCAUUGUAAAGUUAUUUUUAAAUUUAUGUGUGGCAGGUACCUUCCAGGCUUGUAUUCCAUUCAGGAUAGCUUGUAUAUAUGUAAAUAUAUUGUGAAUGACUGAAUGAACCCGGUUAAUAUUCUGUAUACCACAUUCAGCCAGUAGGCCACCAUUAUAACUGAUUGGAUAGCGUGUAUACGUCUUCCACAUUGAAAGUUCGCUGGUUGGAUUCAAGCAGGAACUAAUUAAACUUGUCGCACAUGGUUUAAACCUGAUAGUGCAAUAAAACUGUGAAGUCUCAUGUUCUCCUUUAAACCUGAUAGUGAAUAAAGUCUUGUGUUCUCCUUUAAGAACCUGAUAGUGCAAUAAAACUGUGAAGUCUCAUGUUCUCCUUUAAACCUGAUAGUGAAUAAACCCCUGUGUUCUCCUUUAAGAGGGGAUCACGUGGCUAAGUGGGUAAGACGCUAGCUCGCUAGCCUGGAGGUCGGGUGUUCGAUCCCUGCAUUGGCCGAGAAAGUUCAUCCAGAUUUUCCGGCGUGGUUCUCCCUUGUCAGUGAUGCAGGACGGAGGGGCUGACAAGGAAAGCUGUCUAGUCGUUCAGAUGGGACGGAAAACCGAGGUCCCAUGUACACAUUGGCGUGCACGUAAAAGAUCCCUUGGCAGUUGGAAUUCGAUAUAAGAGUAGGCUGUAGUGCCGCUGUCCGGGCAAAAUUUCCCUCAUAGCACACUGUAUGGCGUAUGCCCGUCUUCAUUAGCCCAGGUUACGAGCAGAACAGUAGGACGUUAAACUCCAUUUCAUUUCAUUUCAUUUCAUUUCUCCUUUAAGAACCUGAUAGUGAAUAAAACUGUGAAGUCUCAUGUUCUCCUUUAAGAUGUUCAGAUGAAAUAGUUUUAGCUUUAGAUGAAUUGUUUAUUUUCAUAUCAGAUUUUUAAAAUUAUUUUACUGAUCGUAUUGUAAAAUUUGUUUUUUUUAUUUUUUAUUCUAAGUAUUUAUUUGUUAUGUUCAGAAUAGAUUAAAGACAAUAGGUUAUGUUUUUAGAUAAUCAGUUUAUUGUUCUUAAUCGAAAGUGUAUAUGUAAUUUUAUUUUGUUAAUCACAAUAAACAAUAAACAAUGAUAAAUGAAAUGAAAUGAAAUGAAAUUUAAUGUUUUACUGUUGUUCUCUGGCUCGGCAUAUAGUGUGAUAUGAGGGAAAAUUUGCCUGGACAGCAGUGGUACGACCUACUCUUAUACUGAAUUCCAACUGCCAAGGAAUCUUUAACGUGCACGUCUAAUCCGAACGACUAGACAGCUGUCCUUGUCAGGCCCUCCGUCCUAUACCGGAAAUUCCUGAUGAACUCUUAGGCCAAAACUGGGAUCGCCCUAUCUCCCACGACCUCAAGGCUAGUGAUCUGGAGCCAGCGCCUUUCUCACUUAAGACACCGUGGCUCCUACUCUCUGUAAAGAAAUGUUAUUCAACUAACUUAA
Molecule: messenger RNA, 3037 nt
Organism: Patella vulgata (common limpet)
Lineage: Eukaryota; Metazoa; Mollusca; Gastropoda; Patellidae
Exons: 9
Coding region: 63-1187 (374 amino acids)
Source: RefSeq, a predicted model, not a curated record